Messenger RNA from Lodderomyces margitis, 609 nucleotides. RefSeq lists its product as uncharacterized. Lineage: Eukaryota; Fungi; Ascomycota; Pichiomycetes; Serinales; Debaryomycetaceae. The record is from RefSeq and is a predicted model, not a curated record. The coding region runs from base 1 to 609 and encodes 202 amino acids. The transcript has a single exon.
AUGGCGGGAGAAGACGAUACCAGUGAGUAUGAAGUCAGACAAUACGGCCAGAUAGAUGCAGGUUCAUCGAGUGGCUCACAACGUACAGGCUUGGACUCGUCAAACACAGUUACACGCCGAUUGACACGCACCGCCACAAUUGACGACGAGGAAAAUGCUCAUGUACUGUCACACUUUCCAUACUCACUCAUUAUGAAAGUAGUUAGCUCCGAACCUAGAGAUGUCUUACAAUCGGAGAGGACGUUUCUAACAUUCACUCGGUUUGCCACAGCGUUGUUUUUUACGGCUUUGGGGAUAAUAUUGAACUUUAAAUUUGAUACUUCUGGAGAUUCUACAAAAAACUCGCCAAGUGAAGCAGGCCCCAAACAUCGAUUCAAUCACACGAAAUAUUCAGUUGCUGUGUCUUAUAUCUUGUUGGUGCUAUCAUUAUUUGUUUUGGUGUUUAGUGGUUUAAGUUACUACGUUACAAUUAAUCGAUAUGCGCAACACAAAAUUGCUACUUACAAUUUCAAUAACCUACCUACAGCUGCGUGUAUCACUGGUGUAAUCAUCACUUUGAUAGUUAUAAAUGUAACAUUGAUCGUGGAAGGAUUUUUAGAAACUAAAUAG